AUGGGAGAUGCCCAUGUAUUUAUGGGGGUGAUUCUCUUAGUCCAGACUGUGGUUGGAUUUGUGGGUGAUUUGUCUCUUCUUUCCCAUUAUCUAUUCCUUUCCUGCAUGGGGAACAGCAUCAGCCAGGGGGACUCCAAGUGGGCAGGGCUGAAGGGGAGACCCCACAAGCAAAUUGUCUCCACCGUCUACUUCAGCUGGGGGGUCUUCAUCCUGCUGAGCAUUGUUUUUCUCAUGUUCAUGAAAGAACCCAAAGCCCAAGACAACAUGAGGAGCUUAAAGGCCUAUGGAUACUUUCCUUCCAUGCAUCAGGACCCAGCUACUAAUGUGCUGUACGUGUCCAUGCUCUCGGUGCCUGAUGUUCUGUGUCUGGGACUCAUGCUCUGUGCCAGCACCUCGAUGCUCUUCAUCCUGUACAGACAUAAGCAGAGUAUGCGACACAUCCAGAGGAUCAGCGUCUCCACCAGAGGCUCUCUCAAGUCCAGAGCCACCAUAAUCAUCCUCUUCCUGAUGAGCACCUUUAUCUCUUUUUAUAUCAUGUCCUACAUCAGUCAGAAUUGCUUGUCUGUGAUUUACAACAAUAGCCCUGUGCUGCACCAUAUGGCAGCACGUGCUUUGGGCUGUUUCCCAGCCCUCAGGCCUUUCCUGCUCAUGAGUGGACACUCCAUUCCCUGCAGCCUCCUCUUCACCUGCACAAAGAAGAAAGUGUUCCUCCCCUGA
Molecule: messenger RNA, 717 nt
Organism: Dipodomys ordii (Ord's kangaroo rat)
Lineage: Eukaryota; Metazoa; Chordata; Mammalia; Rodentia; Heteromyidae
Product: vomeronasal type-1 receptor 4-like
Exons: 2
Coding region: 1-717 (238 amino acids)
Biological process (GO): G protein-coupled receptor signaling pathway
Cellular component (GO): membrane
Molecular function (GO): pheromone receptor activity
Source: RefSeq, a predicted model, not a curated record